AUGUCAUCUGGUGGUGUUGCCAUUCGUUUGGCACAGUCUCAAUCUCAUGGACCUCUUUUGAGAACGAAUACAGCGCCUGUAUUCAACAAUAGAAGCGCCGAGGGCAACGGAACUGGUUUGAGUCAAACAAUGAGCCAUAACUCACGAUCGUCGCAGCUUACGGGCUCGACUGCUUUUACGACUUCCUCUACGACUUCAUUAAAUUCUUUUUCUAGUUCUGCGCCGCUUAUUCCAGCUCCACUGGCGAUGCCAGUACAAGGCGGAAAUGUAAUUGCGACGAACAAUAUCAUUAACCAGAGAGCCGACGCCUCGAGAUCACUAUAUCAAAUAUGCGUCAAUUUACGACAGCGGUUAGCACAAGUUCCGGGAUUCGACGGUCAUUUUGUUGAUUCGGAUGAUGAAGAUGAAGCCGAGGAGGAUAUGGACCCAGUGUCCUCACUUUGGAGAUGUCUACGAAAAGGAACUCCCUUGGUGACGCUCUACAAUACCCUACAGCCCGCAGAGCCUCUACCACAGCCCGACAACAAGAUGGCGGAGCCAAAGAAAUCGAAGAUGGCAGCAUUCAAGUUUGUUGAAGCUUGCAUGAAAGAUCUACAAAUACCCCCUGGCGACGUUUUUGCUCUAUCUGACCUUUUUGGUGAUGACACGACUGGUUUCGUGAAGGUUACCCAAGUUAUCAAUAUUGUUCUUGAUGUGGCCGAGCAACGUGGCCUGCUUCUUACAUCAAAGGCCGAAGAUACCAGCGAAUCUGCCACCGCGCCUGGUUCCAAGAUGAGUUAUAGGCAACACGUCGUCCGAGAACUAGUUGAUACGGAACGUAAAUACGUUCAAGAUCUGGAAAACUUGCACGAAUUAAAGAAGACAAUCGAGCAAAAAGGUGUCAUUGCAGGCGAUGUCGUACACGAUAUAUUUCUUAACAUCAAUGCGAUCCUCGACUUUCAACGACGAUUCCUCAUUAAAAUUGAGACUACAAACUCUCAACCGGUAGAUAAACAGGAAUGGGGACUACCAUUCAGAAAUUACGAGGAAGCAUUUGGCAUUUACCAACCGUUUAUUGCGAAUCAGCGAAAGGCGGCAACGAUAGCUAAAGAUAACUUCGACAAAAUUACAUUGGCAGAUCACCCUGUCGUGGUGGAUUUCAAUACUUUGGAUGGCUUCCUCCUGAAGCCCAUGCAGCGUCUAGUGAAAUACCCUCUUUUAUUAAAGGAUCUUCGAGACAAAACAAAUGCUAGUGACGAGGCGAAAGAAGAUCUUACUCUGGGCAUCGAAGCGUCGAACCGCGUGCUUCACCAGGCAAAUGCGGCAGUCGAUAGGGAACUGAGAGGUGAAGCUUUGUUGGAUCUUUGCAGCCGUGUGGACGACUGGAAGAACCACAGAGUUGAUCAUUUCGGCGACCUGAUUUUACAUGGCCAUUUCCCCGUGGUUACUGGUAAGAGUGACGUUCAAAAAGAGGUGCAUUUCCCUCUUUCCUCUAGUCAAGUUUCGGCCAAAACUUAUAAACUCGAUCAGUACACUAUAUAUCUCUUUGAGCGCAUUCUCCUCUGUUGCAAAGAACUCAAUCCAAACAAGUCCAAAGAUAAACUCUUAGGAAAUCAAAAGGACAAAAAGGAUCGAAAAGACAAGAACAAAAUCAAGGAAAAGGAUAAGAACGCCAAAUUACAGCUCAAGGGUCGAAUUUUCAUGACCAACGUGACAGACGUGGUAUCGUCUGCUAAGCCAGGUUCUUACACAGUUCAGAUAUACUGGAAGGGAGACCCGGGAGUUGAGAAUUUCAUCAUCAGAUUUACCAACGAAGACACCAUGAAGAAGUGGUAUGAAGGUGUCGAUAAGCAGAAGAAAGAACAUGCUAAUAUCGGGGCGCAAGCAAGCACUAGCCCUGAUACAGUAAACAGGGACUUUGAAUGGAUGCGUGAUCAGACCGCAUCGAUGCCUAACCCCUACGUUCAAGAGGAAGAGGAUGAAGAGGAAGACUACACUGGUACGACCGCAUAUGGAUCUCCAUCAAACUCUGGAAUGCCCCCAAAUUUCGGGAUGCCUCCCAAUGCUAGUAUGGCUCGAAAUUCUUCUAGUAAUAGCCUGCGUUCGAGAUCUGCAACAGCAGAGAGCAAUCAGUCUUUAGCUGGUAUUGCACGAGCACCACCACCACGCUUCCCGCUUGGCAUGGGCAUAGCCCCACCACUCAGUCUGCAGACUCAAAUUUCAGGCGAGAUGCCGUCUCCGAGUCAAAGAUUGGGAGAUUCGUACUUUUCGCCCGUUGGGGAGUCACCAGCCUCCUCAGCACGAACAAGCACUGCCUCUUCUGCAGGGUUCCAAUUUCCACGCCAACUAACACCUCAGGGCUCCUGGGAGGAUAACAAUCGGUAUACUGCACCUGCAAUUGGUCGCGUACCAUCAAGAGAAAGCCAGAGUUCUGUUAGCGGUGCCUCUUACCAGAUGAAUGGCCGGACGCCACAGAGACCAUCUCUUCCUGCCAUGGCUUCACAAUCACAGGCUGCAGCUGCACAGCAGCGAAGCCGCUCAUACAGCACUCCUGACAUCAAUGCUCAACAAGGGGUUCGUCGUCUGCCAAACGGAGCCAUGAGCACCCCGCAGGGACAAGUUCCCGCCGUCCCCGGUAUUCCGGCACACCUGCACCCAUCUUACGAUGCUGGUGUUCCCAGAUCCCAGAACAAUUCACCAAAUGGAUUGCCAGUAAGGACCAACACCCAGUCGCCUGGUUUUCAGAGAGAUCGUUUGGUGCAACAGCAGCAGCCAUCGCAAUACGCCAAUGGGUUGCAGUACCCAAAUGGCUCACAAAAUCUAAGCGUAUCACAGCCUAAUUAUGCUCGCAGUAAUACUACUCAGAUGCCGACAACUUCACUCGAUAGUCGGCUGCCACCGUCACUGAUGAGCGGCAAUCCCUCACCAGAAUGUGACAUGACUUUACCGACACAGCUUAAAGUGAAGGUGAAUUGUGAUGGUAAUUAUGUCACAUUGGUCGUGGCUUUCAACAUCACAUAUCAAUCCCUUACGGAUCGCAUCGAUGCUAAAGUUGGGAGAUUUUCAACCAACGCCAUUGCUCGGGGCACAAUGAGAUUACGGUACCGUGACGAAGAUGGUGACUUCGUCACUAUUGAAUCAGACGAUGAUAUCCAAAUUGCAUUUCAGGAAUGGAGCGAGGCACAGAAGUCACAAUACCAUACUGGGCAACUUGGAGAAAUUGAAUUAUUUUGUUUAAGCAUUGAUGGCGAGCGUUGA
Molecule: messenger RNA, 3237 nt
Organism: Sclerotinia borealis F-4128
Lineage: Eukaryota; Fungi; Ascomycota; Leotiomycetes; Helotiales; Sclerotiniaceae
Source: the annotation of a GenBank genome assembly